Acaulospora morrowiae is the source of this 247-nucleotide messenger RNA. The record is from the annotation of a GenBank genome assembly. Lineage: Eukaryota; Fungi; Glomeromycota; Glomeromycetes; Diversisporales; Acaulosporaceae.
AAAAGAGUCACUCCCUAAUCUAAUUAAAGCACCUAAAUCGUUCCCAAGUUGGAUAAACGGUGUUGGUGCUCAUGAUUUCUUUUCCCAAGGUACUACAGAAACAGACGGCAAGGGUACGAGUUUGGAAGACCCCACUUCAGAAGACUCGAGAAAUACUGUAAUUCUGGAAAAUCAGACUCAUAAUAGUCAUACAUAUUAUUGGCAUGUGUGCGCUUGCUUCCGACGAAUCGAGAAAAUUGGGGCCUAA